Mauremys reevesii (Reeves's turtle) is the source of this 2343-nucleotide messenger RNA. Its product is annotated as aldo-keto reductase family 1 member B1-like. Bases 733 to 1479 code for a protein of 248 amino acids. The transcript is spliced from 9 exons. Gene Ontology annotation, cellular component: cytosol. NCBI's taxonomy places the organism in Eukaryota, Metazoa, Chordata, Testudines, Geoemydidae. Gene Ontology annotation, molecular function: aldose reductase (NADPH) activity. The record is from RefSeq and is a predicted model, not a curated record.
UACCGCCAGUUCGACUGUGCCCAUGUGUACCAGAAUGAAAAUGAAAUAGGGGAUGCGAUCCAAGAGAAAAUUGAGGAGGGGGUUGUGACACGGGAGGACCUCUUUGUCGUCAGUAAGGUACAGCUUUGACUUACCUGAGUCUAAGUAUGGGGUCAGGUUGAUGACUGGCAGGAAAAGAGACAAAGAUCACAUAAUGCAAAAGGCAGGCUCCAUGGAGUAAAGCUAAUCGGGAAAUUAACCCCUUAAUACUGUACCUGCUAUUUAUUAAUUUUGUUUUCUUUAUUCCAGUAGUCAAGUAAAGGGGAUGGAGGGAAGAAAAAAAGAAACUCUUGAAAAUCCAUGGCUGAUUAGAAUGCACUUUUCUGUGUACUCCUCUUUUGCCAGCAAUAGAGCAGGAACUCAGCCUGUGCUUUCAGUGACUCUGAGGAAGAAAGCAUGGCUACAGCAUUCUUGCUCAUUCCUGCUGCAGGAUUGAAUUUAUUCGCUCUUGUAUGUUAGGUUUUCUCCCUGGCAGCAACAAGUAUAAGAAAAAGAAAUAGUUUUCUACCUUCUGGAAAACCUGUGAGUCGGUCUUCACCAAUCUUGCAUUUUUGCAUUAUUUUCUUUAAUUGCUGUCUUAACUGGUGACAUUUUACUAUAUCAUAAUCUGGCAGAAUCCUAAUUUUGUCAAGUGUACUGCCAGUUAUAAAAUGAACUGCAAGAAAAUACCCAUCAACUCCACCUCUCCUGUAGAUGAAAGGCAUAAUAUUCCCAGACCUGCCUCUGCUGUGGUGCACAUUUCAUGAGAAAUCCCUGGUGAAGGGAGCAUGCCAGAAUACGCUUGCUGCCCUGAAAUUGGAUUAUUUGGACCUCUACCUGAUGCACUGGCCGAUGGGAUUCAAGGCUGGAGAAGAACUGUUUCCUGCAGAUGAGAAUGGCAUGAUCAUUCCAAGUGACACAGAUUUUCUGGACACAUGGGAGGCUAUGGAAGAGCUGGUGGAUGCAGGAUUGGCGAAAUCCAUUGGAAUCUCCAACUUUAACUGUGAACAGAUAAAGAGGCUCUUGAACAAACCUGAUUUAAAAUACAAACCAGUGAAUAACCAGAUUGAGAGCCACCCAUACCUUCCUCAGGAAGAGCUGGUUAAGUAUUGCCAGUCCCAAGGGAUCACUGUCACUGCAUACUGUCCCCUUGGAGCUCCCAACUGGCCUUGGCCCAAGUCUGAGAACUUUUUCCUCUUGGAUGACCCCAAGAUUAAGGAAAUUGCAGCUAAGUACAGAAAAACCUCAGCUCAGGUUCUGAUCCGGUUCCACAUCCAAAGAAAUGUGAGUGUAAUUCCCAAGUCUGUCACUCCACAUCGUAUUGAGGAGAAUUUUAAGGUGUUUGACUUUGAAUUAACUAAAGAGGAGAUGGAAACCAUCCGCAGCUUUAAGAGGAGAUGUAGGAUCUGUCUCAUAAACAUGUGCACAAAUCACAAGGACUAUCCUUUCAGAGAAGAUUAAACCUGGCAUUGUCUUGACAUUCUUCAGGGCUUAGAAUGAUUGCCUUCUGCUGAUCCUUUAGUCUGGUUAGCUGAACUGAUAAGUAUGUUCACAUGCACUAUACAAUUAUGGCAUCAUUUAUCACCAGUGUAAAUGUAUUAGGUACUGCCUGCUGGCAGGGGAGAUUCUACAAGAAGCUUGAAGAACAAAGUCUGAAAACAGUCCAAUUUGCUGCCCUUACAUCUACUAUUACUACUGUAGUCCUUUAGCUGGGUGAGAUUUUGUUUUUACAAUAUAAAUGCAUGUUUUCACCUUUAGUAAAACUUAUUCCACAGGCUGUUAGUAAUGAGACAGGUAAACAAGUUUUAAUAAUGCUUGACCUACAGGCCUUGUGAACAAGUUUCUAGCAAUUAAACUAAACAAUAUUUUUGUAGCCAUAUUAACAGAAUGCUUAUGGCAUUUGGACUCAUUUCGUACUAUAGUAGCAGAAUCUAGUCCACUAGCAUUAAGACACCUAGUCCAGCAUUAAAACCUAAUUUAAUCUAAGAAGAUAUGUUGACACCUAAAUACAUAGGCAUAAAACAGCUCAUUCAGUUUUAAGAAGCCUUCAUGAGAUAAGUGGAUGUAGAUUCUUUGUUGCUAUAACUUCAUUUAAUGCAAGGGAGCAGAACAGUUAGACUUUAAGCUGUUUAGGUCAGACUAUCUUAAUGUGCAUUUAUACCUAGGGCCCUACCAAAUUCACGACCGUGACAUGUCACAGUCCAUGAAAUCUGUAUGAUAUAGUAUAAAAGCAAACAAAAGACCAGAUUUCAUGGAGGAGACAUGUGUUUCUCAAAUUGUGGGUACUGACUGGAAAGAGAGUUGCGGGUGGGGGGGGAGUGUCAA